AGGCGCCUGCUCGGCCGGAUACACAGCGCAGCCAAGCGUACGACCGCCUAUGGCAACAUUACCUUCUCCAUUGACCCGCGAGACACACUCAACGCCCUUCGCUCACACUCCUGGCGCAUCAUUGACGCGCAGUGGGUCUUCCUCUUCGCGCUCGCGGCAUUCGCACUCAGCAUCGCAGACGCGCGCGUCCUCUUCAAGGUCGGCUUCUGUGUGGCCAUCAGUACGCUUCUGCUUGUGCCGGUCCUCUCGCAGUUCUUCCUGCCCUUCAUGCCCGUUGCUUGCUGGCUCGUCUUCUUCUUCUCAUGCCGCUUCAUCCCUGCAUCUUACAGGCCGCCCAUCUCUGUACGCGUCCUGCCAGCGCUGGAGAACAUUCUCUACGGUGCCAACCUCUCCAAUAUCCUCGCAAAGCACACCAACACUGUUCUCGACGUGCUUGCAUGGCUACCGUACGGUGUCAUCCACUAUGCAGGCCCUUUCCUAUGCGCUGCGUUUCUCUUCUUCUUUGGCCCUCCAGAGACAGUUCCAGUCUUUUCGAUGGCCUUUGGAUAUAUGAACAUCAUUGGCGUCCUCAUUCAAAUUGCCUUUCCCUGCUCACCACCUUGGUAUGAGAACUUGUAUGGUCUGGCUCCAGCGCACUAUGGCAUGCAAGGCUCACCAGGAGGUCUCGCGCGCAUUGAUACACUGUUUGGAGGCAACACCUACACGGGUACAUUCACCGCUUCGCCCAUGGUCUUUGGAGCGUUUCCAUCGCUUCACUCUGGCAGCGCCACGAUUGAGGCCCUCUUCCUGGCACACGUCUUCCCUAAAGCUACUCCCUACUUUUACGGCUACGUCUUGUGGAUCUGGUGGAGUACCAUGUACUUGACACACCACUACUUUGUCGACCUCAUUGGUGGGAGCAUCCUCGCAGCGAGUUGCUUCUACGUGGCGCACCGCAAUUUCUUGCCGCAGCUACAGCCAGAAAAGCUGACGCGCUUUGAGUAUGAAGACUCUGUACGGGGUCACAUGAGUGAGAGUGAUGGCUUUGCCCGGCUGCCGCUCGCUGAUGAUUUGGAAGCUGGCAGAGAACAAGCCUGGGCCUUGGGCAGCGUCUCGAGCAGUAGUGGACACACAACGCCU
Molecule: messenger RNA, 1119 nt
Organism: Protomyces lactucae-debilis
Lineage: Eukaryota; Fungi; Ascomycota; Taphrinomycetes; Taphrinales; Protomycetaceae
Exons: 1
Biological process (GO): sphingolipid biosynthetic process; inositol phosphoceramide metabolic process
Cellular component (GO): inositol phosphoceramide synthase complex
Molecular function (GO): inositol phosphoceramide synthase activity
Source: RefSeq, a predicted model, not a curated record